CCUCAUUCCCUCGCGCAGCCGUCGUCAACACAACUGGAGGAAAUAACGAGAAGCUAGCCUGGCUAACAAACAGUAACGGCUACCGAUAACACCGAGUUUGCUAUUCCUCACAACUCAACCAAACGCUGUGUUUGUCCUUUAUCGACACCUUGACUGAGCAAUUUAGUUGCAGUUUCAGUUACCAUGGAGUGAAGGAGGACAUGGUUUGGCUAGGUAGCUUGCUAACUUUAAUGCUAGCAUGCUAACGAUCAGCUGUUGUUUUGGUCGGAGAGCUAGCUAACCGCUUAGCAUUACAGACACCAGAUUUCCUCAUUCCCUGUCGAAACUAUUGAAACUGCUCCGUCGGUUAAUGGCGACACAUAAAGGCGUCCCACCCUGACAGACUAAUCAGCGGUCCGUCGGUCAACUGUUGUCCCGACAGACAUCCAAUCUGUGUGGGAUCGAUCCAUCAGAGCGCUCUGUAAUUGAAUAUAUAGCUUCAAAAUGCAUGACGCAUAUGAACCAGUGCCUAUUUUGGAGAAGCUUCCUCUUCAGAUUGACUGUCUGGCGGCCUGGGAGGACUGGCUGCUCGUGGGAACAAAGCCAGGGCAUCUCCUUCUCUACCGGAUAAAGAAGGAUGCGGGCACCAACCGGUUUGAGGUGACCCUGGAAAAAUCCAAUAAGAACUUCUCAAAGAAGAUUCAGCAGCUUUACGUUGUCUCACAGUACAAAAUCCUCGUCAGCCUUCUAGAGAACAACAUCCACGUCCAUGACCUCCUGACCUUCCAGCAGAUCACCGUGGUGUCCAAAGCCAAAGGAGCCACGCUGUUCGCCUGUGACCUGCAGCAAACCAGCAGCGGGGAGGAAAGGUUGAGGAUGUGUGUGGCGGUGAAAAAGAAGAUCCAGAUGUAUUACUGGAAGGACAGAGACUUCUACGAGCUGCAGGGGGACUUUGGUGCACCGGAUAUUCCAAAGUCCAUGGCCUGGUGUGAAAACUCCAUAUGUGUUGGUUUCAAGCGAGACUAUUACCUCAUCCGGAUGGACGGCAGAGGCACCAUCAAGGAGCUCUUCCCUACUGGUAAGCAGCUGGAGCCACUGGUUGCCCCAUUGGCUGAUGGGAAGGUGGCUGUCGGCCAGGAUGACCUCACCGUGGUGCUGAACGAGGAAGGCGUCUGCACCCAGAAGUGCGCCCUCAACUGGACAGACAUCCCUAUAGCAAUGGAGCACCAGCCUCCGUACAUCAUCGCGGUGCUCCCUCGGUACGUGGAGAUCCGGACGUUUGAGCCCAGGCUGCUGGUGCAGAGCGUGGAGCUGCAGAGACCUCGCUUCAUCACCUCCGCCGGGCAGAAUAUUGUGUAUGUUGCCAGCAACCACUUUGUGUGGCGCCUGGUGCCGGUGUCCAUUGCCACUCAGAUCCGGCAGCUUCUUCAGGACAAGCAGUUUGAGCUGGCUCUGCAGCUGGCGAUGAAGGACGAUUCUGACGGGGAUAAGAAGCAGCAGAUCCAUCACAUCCAGAAUCUCUACGCCUUCAAUCUGUUCUGCCAGAAGAGGUUCGAUGACUCCAUGCAGGUGUUCGCCAAACUGGGCACAGAUCCCACCCACGUGAUCGGGCUGUACCCCGACCUGCUGCCCUCAGAUUACCGCAAACAGCUCCACUACCCAAACCCUCUGCCCACUAUGUCCGGGGCCGAGCUGGAGAAGGCUCACCUGGCCCUCAUCGAUUACCUCACACAGAAACGCAGCCACCUUGUGAAGCAGCUGAACGACUCCGACCCCUCGACGACCUCUCCGCUCAUGGAGGGCACGCCGACCAUCAAGAGCCGCAAGAAACUCCUUCAGAUCAUCGACACCACGCUCCUGAAAUGUUACCUGCACACCAACGUGGCCCUGGUGUCCCCGCUCCUCCGUCUGGAAAACAACCACUGCCACAUCGAGGAGAGCGAGUAUGUCCUGAAGAAAGCCCACAAGUACAGCGAGCUCAUUAUCCUCUACGAGAAGAAAGGCCUGCACCGGAAAGCUCUUCAGGUUCUUCUGGACCAGUCCACGAAGGCAAACUCUCCUCUGAAGGGCCACGAGCGCACGGUGCAGUACCUCCAGAGACUGGGAGUGGAGAAUCUGGGAAUAAUCUUCGAGUUUUCUCCCUGGGUGUUGAAGAUCUGUCCUGAGGACGGUCUGAAGAUCUUCACGGAGGACCUGACCGAGGUGGAGACGUUGCCCCGAGACAAGGUGCUGAACUUCCUGAAGGAGGGGUUCAAGGAGCUGGCCAUCCCGUACCUGGAGCACAUCGUGUACGUGUGGGACGACAAGGGCCCUGAGUUUCACAACGUGCUGAUCCAGCUCUACCUGGAGAGGGUGCAGGGCCUCAUGAAGCAGUACCUCAACUCCCUGCCUGAAGGAGUUCCUGCUGUGGCUGCGGGGAAGGAGGAGGGAGAUCUGGGCGAGUUCAGGAACAAGCUGCUGUCCUUCCUGGGUAUUUCCACCAGCUACGAACCGUCCAGACUCAUCAGCGACUUUCCCUUUGACGGGCUGCUGGAGGAGCGGGCGCUGCUGCUCGGUCGCAUGGGUAAACACGAGCAGGCGCUCUUCAUCUACGUGCACAUCCUGAAAGACACACACAUGGCUGAAGAAUACUGUCACAGCCAUUACAACAGCUCAGUCGAAGGGGAAAAAGAUGUGUAUCUGUCGUUGCUGCGGAUGUACCUGUCCCCUCCCGACGUCCACUGCCUGGGGCCGAUCAAUAUGGAGCUGUCGGAGCCUCAGGCCAACCUGCAGGCGGCGCUGCACGUCCUGGAGCUGCACCACAGCAAGCUCAACACCACCAAGGCCAUCAACCUGCUCCCCGCUAACACUCAGAUCCGAGAGAUCCGGGUGUUUCUGGAGAGCGUCCUGGAGGAGAAGGCUCAGAGGAAACGCUGCAACCAGGUCCUGAAGAGCCUGCUGCAGGCCGAGUUCCUCCGGGUGCAGGAGGAGAGGAUCUUCCACCAGCAGGUGAAGUGUGUCAUCACAGAGGAGAAGACCUGCAGAGUCUGCAAGAAGAAGAUAGGAAACAGCGCCUUCGCCAGGUAUCCCAACGGCGUGGUGGUGCACUACUUCUGCUGCAAAGACCGCACCGUGUGUCCCACGGAGCAGUAACACCUGCACACAGAAACAACAACUGUUUACUAAUAAAUAACCUCCUCUGCUGCUCUGCGGAUGUUCGGAGGAAGGUUUCCAGGAUGCAGCGCCUCACAGGAGCGCAGCAGACAUUUCUUUUGCCCUCGGAACAAGACUUCACAGGCUGGGGUUUUUUCUGUCUCUGCAUGAAGGAACACGAGGAAUGUGCCGGCCGCUCUGCAGGAGGGGACAAUCACAGGCUGACAUUUGAAAAGCACGUAACGCUCGGAGAGACUCACUUCACAUCGCUCCUGACGGACGCCGAGAGGAAGCAAAGGCUCGUUCUCACCUUGAGAUGUUUUAGUUUUAUUUAACCUCCUCCUCCUGAGACUCUGUGGGAAGCAUCGCUCUGCAGGAGUUCAGUUCAAAGGCCUUCUGUGACUCUGAUUGUACUCACAUGAUUUGUGUUAGCAUGUCUCGCACACGUUACAGUUUUUAAUUUACACAUAUGAGGCGACUUCUACUACUAACAUGGUUCAUUAUUCAAAGCGAUGUCGUUACAGUCGUUCAUCUUCAUCUCUUCGAUCUCCUUUAUGUGGUGUCAUGAAAGUGAUACUACGGGGAAAAAAAAUAAUAAUAAUUCAUCAGAGAAAAACUUGGAUAUUGUCUGAGAUUAAAAACGUAAAUAAACAAGAUUUUUUUAAAUAUUCUCUGAGGUUAUAAAGUGAAAAUAUGUGAGAGAAAAGCCCUCUAAAAUAAUGCCUUUUUUAAUUUCAUGUGUGUCUUCUUCACCGUAGCUAUGACGGUGAUAAACGGUAUAAAAGAUAAAGCAUGAGGGUCAUAUUACACACACACAUGAAAUACUCUCUGAGAAUAUCAAGUCUUAAAUAUUUAAUGAAAAGCUCAAAGUUUGCAAUAAAAAAAUCUCUGAAAGUCAGAAAUAUUUAUUCAAACUCCAAGUGAUGACUUUAAUCUCUAGCUUUUCCAUGAAUGGAUAACCUGCUCAUACACCAUCCUCUCUGUAUUCAUGGUUUGUGUUUCCCAGACCUUAUGAAGUAAAACUCAUUUAAAGCGGGACUAUGUCACUUUUGAACAGCGGUCAAUGGUAACCAUCGUCUCAAACAAAUGUCUCCGGUUAAUUAAAAACAUCAUCAAUAAAUCUAUUGAAGCAAUCAACUAAACAGAAAUGAACAGUUAAUUAAAACUGAUUUGGUUUAAAGACGACAACAAUAACGUGUUUCACAUCUUCAUGAUUUUUGUACGACAUAACAUUCAAUGUAUUUGUCUUUUUCUUUCAUAUUCUCCACUAAACGAUGGAUUGAGUCCAAUAAUGGAGUGAAUCGCAGCGUUGGUACAGAAGCACAAAUGCAGAUGAGCGUCUCAUUAAGGCGUUCAUAAUCAAUAUCUUUUAGAGGUUACAUAGUCCCGCUGUGAGACAGUUCCCAAAGUUACAGCACUUUAAAAAUGGACGGAUGUUUUAUUUAAUGUCAAAUCACACGUGUGUAUGAAGAGCUGAAAGGGGGAAGAAUAAAGGCACUAUCAUUAUGAGACCCCGGGUCAGAGCAGUUCAAAUGAAAGUGGAUUUUCAUGAGUUAAAUGUGUGUUUUGACCCCUGAAUCACGCAACUUUCUCCCACCAGUUGUAGCAUUACCUUCAUCUCCUGCUGCUUCAAAACACUCUCCUCCUCUUCUACUCUUUAAAAGUUUGCACACUUCCUCGCUACGACUGUUGCUGAAAUCUCCUUUUCAUUCAGAGGGGGAUUCAUCCCGCUGUGAGUAUACUGUAUAUAGACUGAGAGCGUCUGUCUGUUUGGCUUUAAUCAGAAAUAAAGAACGAUCUCCGCUCAUGUUGGUGUAAAUUAACCUGA
Molecule: messenger RNA, 4939 nt
Organism: Eleginops maclovinus (Patagonian blennie)
Lineage: Eukaryota; Metazoa; Chordata; Actinopteri; Perciformes; Eleginopidae
Gene: vps39
Product: VPS39 subunit of HOPS complex
Exons: 24
Coding region: 484-3111 (875 amino acids)
Biological process (GO): intracellular protein transport; endosomal vesicle fusion; autophagy
Cellular component (GO): membrane; cytoplasm
Molecular function (GO): protein binding
Source: RefSeq, a predicted model, not a curated record